Caenorhabditis auriculariae is the source of this 1752-nucleotide messenger RNA. The record is from the annotation of a GenBank genome assembly. Lineage: Eukaryota; Metazoa; Nematoda; Chromadorea; Rhabditida; Rhabditidae.
AUGUGUUUUAGCCAUUCUGCAGAAAGGAAAUUACCUUACUUCUCGGUAUGAAUCAGGUAAAUCGACACCCAACCAUAAUUCAGUUUUUGUGAGUACCCAGCCCGAGCAAUCGGAAGGUUCAUCGCGGAAAGCCGGAUUUGCGGCCAACCUGAACCGGCACGACCGGCUAAUGAGAAGUUGGAUCGCUUCUCAAACUGGCACCUUGGUCGAGGACACGGCACAAAACGUAGGAUGAAGAAGAAGAAGGAAAAAAUUUGGACAGGCUCAGGCCUAAUUGUUUUUGCAAUUGCCGAGCGGCGGUCCUUUUGGGGCCAAGUGCACGCAACAACUCAUUAACCUGCCGCAUAUGUUCAGGCGAUUAGAGCGACCGACUCGGAUUGCACCGCCCAUCGGCAGGUUAACGACGCUUGGGACUUUGGCGGCUUGUCGGGGUCCCAAGUUGGCGCUCAAGUGUGAGCUUCCGGUGAAAGAGGUUCCAGCCUCGCACUUCCUUUCGGCUUCGGGUGUCGAUUGUGGGAUCUUGGCCGGUUAAUUGGAGUCAGACUCACCUUUACCUGUUUAACCCUGCCUCAUCUAAUUACUUUUAUUUGAGGUGACUAAACACUUCUGGGUUUCAAGGUUAGCACUGAUCACAUUUUUAAAAAAACCUUCAAAAAAUGGAGAUAAUUAAGCUUUUAUGGAGCCUUAUUUACACUGAUUUCCCCAACCUUUCUUGUAUUUUUCUGAACUUCCAAAAGCUUUUUGUUUUUACUCUUAUUUUUAACUUUAGUGUCGGUUUUUUCGUUUUCUGAAAAUAAGCUGACUAAAAUUAUCCGCUUUAAAAAAAUCUGCAGUUUAAGAAAAAAAUCUACGGUUUUGUGAACAAAAAGUUUUUUUGAGUUACAAACGUAUUCGCCGAGAUUUUUUUCGAUGUUUUUUUGGAUUGACUAAAACUUUCGCAUUAUAGGUUCAAAAAAAGUUAUACAAAAAUAUUUUUUUCCAGUGCUUUUAUGGUCAGAAAACUGAGAUUUUUUAAGAAUACUUCGAUCAGAAAAAGUUGUUUUUGAAAAUUCAAAUUUUGAGUUUCCAGCCCAGUUGUUCGAUCAUUUUCGUUCCUUUUUGAAUGCUUUUCAAGCUUCAAAUUACUGGAAAAUAGCUUCGGGGCCUAGUAGUUCGGCUUCUAGUUUUGAUGUGAUUAAAUUCUUUUGGGUGAGGAAGGGGAAUGAGUCAGAGAUGAUCAGACUUCCUGUUGAUAAUUCAACUGGCUUCUCUUCUUCGAUUUUUUUUGUGAAUUUUGACCCUGUCUUUUUUUGAAUCUCAUAUUUCAUAUCUAAGUUUGCCAAAAAAUUCUUUACAUUACGUCGUGAUGUCAUAAAUUGCAUACGGCCUUAUCAAUUAUGAAAAAAACCCCAGGAAAGCAUUUUUUCUCUUCGUUUUCAUACUUUCAAAAGCCACAAUUCAUAAGAAACCUGAAAUUUCAUUUCAAAAAGCUUUUGGAAGUACACAAGUACAAAAGAAAUUCUAGACUUAUAAAAAGAAAUAUUGCCGGUUCAAAACGGGACUCGUGUUACCAUUAGCCUGGAAACGGAAGAACCUCAUUAGCUGAUCCAUCGGCUGAAUCCAGACAAAUCCUCAUAAGCUUGGCAGAACAAUAGUGUCAGAUAUCAGGUCGUGCUCAUCCUCGGAGAGCACGACAUGAUGUUGCGCGGUAAUCCGCGGAUCCCGCUGCGAGUCGGUUGCUCUCGGCACGUCUGUGUUCAGCACAGCAACUGA